Molecule: messenger RNA, 2898 nt
Organism: Adineta steineri
Lineage: Eukaryota; Metazoa; Rotifera; Eurotatoria; Adinetida; Adinetidae
Source: the annotation of a GenBank genome assembly
AUGUCUUCAAAACAACUUUCAACACCUCCACCAACACAGCCUAGAAGAUCGUAUGAAAACACUCUACGAACAAAUCAUUAUCAACAAAUGAAUAUACGAUUAAAUUCACAAUCAGCAGUAAACGAUAGAACGGCGACAUCAUCAUAUCGUCAAUAUCCAAAUAUCUCUAGUCGAUCAUAUAAUAAUAACACAGAUUAUCCAUAUGCUUCGAGUUUAUAUGGAAUUAAUCGACAAUCAUCACCUACUAUCGUAACUUCCUCUCCGCCGUUAUAUUCAACUCCAAAUAGACCCCAGACAGAUAUGAGAAAUCAGUCUCAUCAUCCGCAACAGCGACAUUUAUCCCGUAGUAUGAGUGACGAUUAUUGUAUUACAAGAUAUCAAGAAAUAAAUAAUUUAAAUGGUGAAAACUAUGGUGAUAAUGACGAAAAUGGAGAUGAUGAUGAUGAGCAGUCUUCUGAAAUUUUCAAUUACACCUUCCAUGAUACAGGUGAUGCUGAAUCACCUGCCGCUUCACCUAUGGCAUCAUAUCGUCAUAUAGGAGUUUUAAAUUCUCCUAAUAUAAAUAAUAAUAACAACAGUAAUCAUCAUCAUCAUAUAUCAUCAACUUUACAUCGUGAUCAAUACGAUUAUUCUACGAAUAAAUAUAAUCAACAACAACAACAACAACACCAACAACAACAUCAACAACACAAUUAUAAAACUUUAACGAUGCCAAAAACUCAUUAUCAAAAUAUAACGACUACGGCAACGACAAAAGAUUUUCUUCCAAAAGAUAAUGGAUCAAAUUACUUAACAGCAUCAUCAUCAUUUGAUUCUGAAUCAAAUUCAAAUGGAAAUGAAUCAGCAAAGCGUAUUAAUAAUCCCAAUGGAAAAUUUUCUAUACAAAAAAUGAUUAGACAUGGUUUUUCAUCAUGGCGUACUCGAAAGAAACCAUCAUCGGCAUCAUCACCACCACCUCCGCCACCAUCGUCAGUCAUUUCAACAAAUACAAUCUAUUCAAAUAAUUUAACUUUACCACCAUCUCAUGCGCCAUUAUCAACUGGACGUUAUAUCACACAUUCUGAUGAUUUUUCUCCAAUACCUCCUCCAACAGCUGCACGUUCCAUAUCAGUUGACUCAAUAAUCAAUAGAACAUCACCACCAAAAGUUGUUAAUACGCAACCAAUUAUUUUUUCAUCUCCAAGAGCAAAUAGUGUUGAUAGUGUAACAGUAGAUUUUGAUCGACCACCAACUACUACUCGAGCGUUUAUUCAUUCACCAUGGAGUAGUUCAUCCAAUACUACAACAAAUAAUACGACAACUACUACUCCUUCUCAUUCUCAUACAGAAUCAAUAUAUCGACCAACGCCAGUGCCUGUUGCUCGUGUCUUACCUGUACAGUUUGCUGAACAAAAUAAAAUACGUUCACCACGAUCUCCACCAGCACCAAUACCACCACCCCCAUUGUCGUCAUCUACUGCAACGCCACCACCUCCGUCACCUAAUGUACCCACAACAACGACAAGAAUAAUUGAAACACAUAAUAGUACAACUCCGGCAACAGUAAUUAAUUCAAAUCCACUUAAAAUUCCACCACCUGUUGCACCUAAACCUGAUGCUAAUCGUCUUACACCAAUUCGUACAAAUUAUUUAAAUCAAAAUAAUAAUAAUUAUCAUUCUUCAUCUUCUGUUAAUCCUACACCGCCCCCACAACCAGUACAACCGCCUUCAACAGCUAAUAUUACCCUUAAUACAAUUCCAUAUUCUUCUGUAACUACAACUGCUAAUGAACCGCGUCGUUUAAUUUUACCUGAAAAAUAUAUAUCAAAUCAAUUUAAACCUAUACAUGAUAAUAAUACAAUUGUUUACACAAAUACUACUCCGACUCCAGCAGUACGUCCUGUAGCUAGUAGUAAUAUUUCAGCAUUACAAGAAAAAUUUCAACUACGUUCAUCACCUGUAACUACAGCAAAUCCAUCUGGAUUCCCAAUAACAAUAACAUCAACAAAUACGAAUAAUAUGUCUCCAACUGUAAAUAAUACAUCUUCAACAAUGAUGAAUUCUUCAUCAACACCAACAUGUAUACAAACAAAUAAACAGAUAACUGUUCAAGAUAUUGAUACAACUAGAUAUGAAGAAAUUCCAGCAAAAGAACCCGAUCUAACACGACGACCAGAAAAAAGUGCAUUAAAAAAACCGAAUGGUCUUAAACGUCGUGUUAUACCAGUUCUUCGAGAGAAUCAACGUCCAUCACCACGUCCUAGUCCAAAAAAUAAACCAGUUGUUAUUUUUACUUCUCCAACAUCGCCCAAUGAUGAACAUAAUGUAGAUAAUGCACAUAAUGAAAAUGAACCUUCUCCGUCUGAAGAUGACGAUGAGGAUGAUGAUGAUAAUGAUGACGGUAAUAAUGAUACAAAAAAACCGUUUGCUACUGUUAAACGUAAUGAUUCAUUAGCACGUUUUCUCAAAGAUCGUCCAUUACCUAAUGAAUUAUUUGAUAAACAUAUUCUUGUUAAACCAGUAGAUGAACGUAAAAAUGAACGUGAAACAAUUGAAACGAAAUUAGAACGAAAAUUAUCAUUAAGACCAAGUCUAGAAGAACUUGAAGCACGAAAUAUUUUACGUGCCAAAACACAAGCAGAAUUAAUAGCAGAAAAAGAAGAAAAGAAACGUUAUUUAAUACGUAAACUUAGUUUUCGACCAAGUAUUCAAGAACUUCGUGAUCGUAAAAUAAUUCGUUUCUGUGAUUAUAUUGAAGUAUCUGAAUGUGAUGAUGUUGAUCGACGUGCUGAUAAACCAUGGACACGUUUAACACCACGAGAUAAACAAAUGAUUCGAAAAGAACUUAAUGAUUAUAAAAGUUUAGAAAUGGAAAUUCAUCCCGAAAGUGCAAAAUAUACACGUUUUCAUCCUCCUUAA